This is a messenger RNA of Nicotiana attenuata, 2262 nucleotides long. RefSeq names its product protein IWS1 homolog 1. Lineage: Eukaryota; Viridiplantae; Streptophyta; Magnoliopsida; Solanales; Solanaceae. The transcript has 11 exons. Gene Ontology annotation, biological process: regulation of DNA-templated transcription elongation; brassinosteroid mediated signaling pathway. The coding region runs from base 257 to 1804 and encodes 515 amino acids. The record is from RefSeq and is a predicted model, not a curated record.
UAGAAGUUAACCAAAAAAUAAAUAAAUUUAAAGAUAGAAAGUCCAAACCCUCCCUCUCUCCCUCCCCGCUAUAUCAAUACUCGUUUCGUUUCAUAGCCUAAAACAUUUUUCAUCUCGCUCAGCAAAAAUCUACUUCACCGAGCUACCCCCACUUCACAAAUCAUCUACUAUAUAUAUUAAUAGAUUACUUUCAGAGACAUACUAUCAAGUUAUCUUUUCUCUCUGCACCGUUGUCUACAGGGAAGUAGCGUUCAAGAUGAGUUACAACAACGAUCCGUACAUAGAUGAGGAAGGAGAGGCGUUGGUAGACUUUGAUGAGGAUGUCCGAUCUGAUCAUGAGCAACAGGAACACUUCCUUGGCGACAAUCUGGACGAUGACGAUGCAUGGAAUCAGAGACAGCGAGAACGGUCACCUACCCCAGUGUAUGAUGAUCCUAACAAAUCUAAGCCCAGGAAGCGGUUGAUUAAGAAAACUUCGGCUAGAGAGAGCACACCGGAUAUUGGGAUAGGGGAUGAGGAUGCUUAUGGCGGUGCUGCUGAUGAUGACAUGGCCGGCAUUGUGCGUGAUGAGUCGGACGACGGUGGUGGGAAGAGGAAGAGAUUUGGUAUGGAGUUUAGUGAAGAGAAAAGGAAGGAGAAGAAGAGGAGAGACAAAGGCGAGAAGAAGUUUAAGUUGAGAAAAAAUGGGGGUUAUGCUGGAGGAAGCAGGUUGAAGGACCAGGAGGGUGAUCAGGAGAUGAAGGAGAUGUGGGAUACCAUUGCUGGUGGUGACUCUGAGGAUGACCAAGAAGGUCCGAAGACAUUGGAUGAUGAUAACUUCAUUGAUGAUAGUGGUGUGGAUCCAGCUGACAGGUAUGGAAGUGACAAUGAACCACGGUCUCCCAGCAGUGCUCCACAGGCUGAAGAAGGGGAAGAGGAUGAUGAAAUCAAGAAGCUCUUCAAGGGAGGCAAGAAGAAAAAGAAAACUGAAAAGAGUGCAGCAGAAAUUGCAUUGCUAGUAGAGAAUGUUAUGGCUGAGCUUGAAGUUGUUGCUGAAGAGGAUGCGGAACUGAAUAGACAGUCUAAACCUGCUAUAAAUAAACUAAAAAAGCUUCCUCUUCUCAUAGACGUCCUAUCAAAGAAGCAACUUCAGCAAGAAUUUUUAGAUCAUGGAGUAUUGACUCUUUUGAGGACUUGGCUUGAGCCCCUUCCAGAUGGAAGCCUGCCCAAUAUAAACAUUCGUGCUGCAAUCCUAAAGAUCCUUACUGAUUAUCCAAUUGAUCUUGAGCAGUAUGAUAGAAGAGAGCAGUUGAAAAAGAGUGGUCUUGGAAAGGUUAUUAUGUUCCUCUCAAAGUCAGAUGAGGAGACUACAGCUAACAGGAAACUUGCUAAGGAUUUGGUUGACAAAUGGAGUCGACCAAUAUUCAACAAGAGUACAAGGUUUGAAGAUAUGAGAAACUUUGAAGAUGAGAGAGCUGCUCAAUUUAGGCGGCCUUCCAUGAAAAAACCCAUGAAUAAAGCUUCAGGAAUGGAAUCCAGAGAUGAUGACCUUGACUUGGCUGGAUUUUCACAGGGCCAAAAGUCUGGUCCGUCAUCUUCCAGGCAACUUACAUCAAGGCCUGAAGCAAUGUCAAUGGAUUUUCUGGUGCGUCCACAAUCUAAGAUUGAUCCUGAAGAAGUUAGGGCAAGGGCCAAAGCAAUGGUUCAAGACCAGCGCCGAAUGAAGAUGAAUAAGAAGCUGCAGCAGUUAAAAGCUCCAAAAAAGAAGAAACUCCAAGCUACGAAACUCAGCGUGGAGGGUCGUGGCAUGGUGAAGUACCUCUAGGCUCUAGUUAUUGUGCUCGCCCUUCUUAUCAGGGUAGAACAUCCUGUUGGCUCAGCUAUGCAACAGUUUUAUUGUGCUCGCCCUUCUUAUCAGGGUAGAACAUCCUGUUGGCUCAGCUAUGCAACAGUUUCAUGCGCUUGAAGAUGGGUGUUCUGUUAUUAGGAGGAUGUCAUCUUCCAUGUAAUAUGUCGGCAUGUCAGCCAAAUACCAAAUUUAGGUAAGGUGGCUGAUACCCCGUUAUAUUUCAUAUCUCAGGUUCAACAAAUAAGGUUCCAAGUCAUUGGUGUAAUGAAAGUCAUGGCUGUUGCUAUGAGUUAUGCAACUUGGUAUACAUUACUGCCGUUUGGGAUGUAUUAGGUUGUUUCCCUGUAUCUCUUUUGCCCAGGGGUUCUUCCCUUUCAUUUGCUUUUAUAGUAUUCCCCAGAAUAAUUACAAAUCUAUGACCUUUGCAUGAUGUA